Messenger RNA from Vespula pensylvanica (western yellowjacket), 1257 nucleotides. RefSeq lists its product as uncharacterized. The record is from RefSeq and is a predicted model, not a curated record. The coding region runs from base 345 to 992 and encodes 215 amino acids. The transcript is spliced from 4 exons. Lineage: Eukaryota; Metazoa; Arthropoda; Insecta; Hymenoptera; Vespidae.
GCGAUUGGCUCUCGGUGAUAGGGUGGGAGGUACGAAGGCGACAUCGAAAGGGUAGGGGUUGUUGAAUGAGUACCGGAACGCUCGACGUCGCGAUGCAUUCCGUCGCAGUCACCCCGAGACGAUAUCAUCGGAACUGGGAUGAUUAAGUUAUCUCACAGAACGGAAACGAAACGAGUUAUAAAUCGACAAAUUAACGAGUGAAAAGAAUUUGUUCUUGAGAAUUAUAUUAAAGACGACGAUCGAACGAACGACCGGUGUCCUGUUUCGAAAGAGAGACAUAACCGAGGAAAGUUUUAGCGCUGAUUUUUCUGAAACAACGAUUUUCUCAAACGAGAAACGAGAUAAUGAGAGCAACAGAGGAUGUCCUUCUUAUCUUGGGACUGAAUGUAUUUGGGAUGAUAACGACUUAUGCCGCACCCUUAUCGAAUCCGAAAACCGACUGGGAAAAAAGAGAAAAUUUCACACCUGUUAUCACGUCGGACUGCUCACCAAAUGUACGAUGCUUGGAAGUGUUACCUCUCGAGCCAGUUGCCGCUGAUACGAUCAUUUUACCCGAAGAUAUCCCACCGACGAGAAUUCAAACUAGACGACAGAUCACGAAUGUAGGUACUGACUCAGUAUUACAAUCAUGGAAAGACAAUGCUCCCAUUUUGGAGAGCGAAGCUCGACCGCUAUUACCGGUUAAACGAGUCCCGAGUAAAACGAUUAAAAAGGAUUCCUUUUUGUCGCACGGCUGGGGUGCGGGUGGUAUGCCUUUUUCUGUUCUUUACAUGACGCCGCAUGGAUCUAGACUCAAUCAUGCUGCAAGCACCGCAACGGGAACGAGUCAUCAACAAGAAGUUGGAAAAGCGAAUGAAAAUCCUACAGCGCCUUUAGCACAACCGAAUUAUCGAGUCGCCGUCAGAAACGGUCCGUCCAUGCAAUCAAGACGGCAAUACCCGAUAAUACCUCAGCUCUUUAUAUCGUACGGAUGGGGAACACUCGGAAAAUAGAUACGGACAUGAUUUAGUAGAUAAUUCUGAAGAACACGACUUUGAUCUCAUUACUUUUAAAAUCAUACUACGACCGCUUCAUAUUUAGAACACUUUGCUGAUUUUAUUCUAUCGUAAAUAUAUAUAAUCGUUAUAUAGCUGAAUAAUUUAAACUAGUUUGUAAAAUUUACGUUACAUCUAAUUCUUUGUAGAUAAAUACGUUGGUAUGAUUUAACAACGAUGUAAUACAUUUUUGAGAUCUCAUAUAUUGUAGAAUUCAAAUAAA